GAGACCGUUUCAACGUGCCUAAUAAAUAAUUCAGUAGUGGUUGUUUGUCUUCUUUCUCUUUUGUCACCAAACCUCACCCAACAUAAAACUUGAAAAUUUUAUUCCUUUCUUCCAUUCCUCUCUUCUCCUCUCAUUACUCGGGGAUCAAAUUUUACAAUCUCUCUUGUCGCCGCCCCCAUCUCCUUCUUCACCGAUGGCGGCGGCGGCGGGCGGUUUCGCCACCUCUAUUGCUUCUUCUACACAAUCAAAUGGUAACCUCCGCUCACAGGCUGUGCCUUGUCCUCAGAUUCAGUCGCAGACCUUCUAUAAACCCUUGGACAGUAGAAGGACAUCGGCUUCAAACCAAAGACUUUGUUUGAAAUGUGAAAGUGCGAGUCAGAAUUUGAGUUCAAUCCAUAAAGAAGAAUCGAAGAGAUCGAAUGUUAUCGCUCUUGAGCAGCUCAAGGCUUCUGCAAUUGACAGAUAUACAAAGGAAAAGAGCAGCCUUAUUGUCAUUGGACUCAAUGUACACACAGCACCGGUUGAUGUUCGUGAGAAACUUGCCAUCCCAGAAGCCCAGUGGCCUCGAGCCAUUAGUGAUCUUUGUGCUUUAAAUCAUAUAGAAGAGGCUGCUGUUCUUAGCACUUGUAACAGAAUGGAAAUAUAUGCUGUGGCUCUGUCCCAACAUCGUGGAGUUAAAGAAGUGACUGAAUGGAUGUCGAAGAUUAGCGGGGUUCCUGCUUCAGAGCUUUGUCAACACCGAUUUAUGUUGUAUAAUAAAGAUGCCACAAGACACCUUUUUGAAGUAGCUUCUGGGCUCGACUCGAUUGUUCUCGGAGAGGGUCAAAUCCUUGCUCAGGUGAAGCAAGUUAAAAAACUUGGACAAGGAGUUGAUGGCUUUAAUAGGAAAAUUGGUGGGUUGUUUGAGCAUGCAAUCAUUACUGGGAAACGAGUCAGAACUGAAACCAACAUUUCCUCAGGGUCAGUUUCUGUCAGUUCAGCUGCUGUAGAGCUUGCAUUAACAAAGCUUCCAGAGUCUUCAUAUGCUACUGUUAGGGUAUUAGUAAUUGGAGCUGGCAAAAUGGGGAAGCUUGUGAUAAAACACUUGGCUGCCAAUGGGUGCAAAGAAAUGGUGGUUGUGAACAGAACUGAGGAGAAAGUUGCCGUAAUCCGUGAAGAGCUCAAGGAUAUUCAGAUUGUCUAUAAGCCGCUUUCAGAAAUGAUGGGAUGUGCUGCCGAAGCAGAUGUUAUUUUCACAUGCACUGCAUCAGAGACUCCGCUGUUCUUCAAAGAGCACGUGCAAACAUUCCCUGCAGACACGGAAAUGGCAAGGCGGCUUUUCAUUGACAUUUCAGUUCCCAGGAAUGUAGAACCAUGUGUCUCAGAUCUUGAAACAGUAGAAGUCUACAACGUGGACAAUCUCAAGGAUGUAGUGGCAGCCAAUAAGGAGGAUCGCCUCCGGAAAGCUAUCGAAGCACAAGCAAUUAUUUCCGAGGAAUUGCAGAACUUUGAAGCUUGGAAGGAUUCCCUAGAGGCCGUUCCCACCAUCAAGAAGCUACGAGCUUAUCUUGAAAGAAUUAGAGCUUCCGAAGUAGACAAGUGUUUGUCAAAGAUCGGUGACAUUACAGAUAAACAGAAGAAAGCCAUUUAUGAUCUUAGCAUGGGUAUGAUGAAGAAGUUCCUUCAUGGUCCAAUGCAGCAACUAAGAUGUGAUGGGAGGAGUGACUGCCAAAAACCAGAAGAGAUGCUUGAGAUUAUGCAUGCUGUCAAUAGAAUGUUUGACCUAGAGACGGAGAUAAUUUUGGAGACAGUUCGAACAAAAAUGGAAAGAACCAAGAAGUGAGCUCUUCAUUAAAGGGUACAGCUCCAUUUUACGGCAGCAAAGGGACGUUCCUUACGAGUUCUUGUUGUGCUCUUACACAUUCAAACAGAAUAAUACAUUCUUUGGAUACCGAUUUUUGGAGAGGAAAAAGAAGUGCUACUGUCCUCAACAGCAGCUCCCCUUAUUUUUUUGGUGCUCUUAGCUCUAAAGUAAUCUAGAGUCAGGAUGGUAGUGAUUCAGUUGCAAAUUUUGUAGCAACGGAUUGUUGAGGAACGAGGAGCGUGAUUCUGUGUUCUUGUAAUUAUUUCACGGAUUUUAUUCUUACUUUCGAGAUGUCAUCCUAGGAGUUGUCUUCCAAGGUUUUACUGUAACUCUGUUCUGAUACGAGUCAUACGACAGUUGUUGGCAGUUUAAAAUUGGAAUAAUUGUACUAGUACACCACCUUUUCA
Populus nigra (black poplar) is the source of this 2250-nucleotide messenger RNA. RefSeq names its product glutamyl-tRNA reductase 1, chloroplastic-like. The record is from RefSeq and is a predicted model, not a curated record. Lineage: Eukaryota; Viridiplantae; Streptophyta; Magnoliopsida; Malpighiales; Salicaceae. The transcript is spliced from 3 exons. Bases 194 to 1822 code for a protein of 542 amino acids. Gene Ontology annotation, molecular function: NADP binding; glutamyl-tRNA reductase (NADP+) activity. Gene Ontology annotation, biological process: tetrapyrrole biosynthetic process.